UUUCAGUUACGUUCGGGAACUUGAAGCAUUCGGUAUAGAUAUUUCGAACAAUCCGGGAUCGAGAUUCGAGUUUGAAAAUGUUCAACAGUUGUUCUACGUGAUGUGUAUCCGGAAGUUGACAACCUUUGAAAUGAUCUCUGUACUGCUGUUUAGUUUGCAUGCCGCCUGGCUUAUCCUACCGAUAACGGCUCAAGUUAGUGACCUAAGAUAUACAGAGAGCACCAACGAUAAUCUCGGAGAUGCUAUACAAUUUCUGCGGGACUUUGAUCGUGAGGCAUCUGAAAUGUGCAAUCGGGUAACCAGCAGUGAGUGGAAGUACGCGACGAACACGUCCGAGUUCAACAAACGGCGCAUGAGGGAGCAGCAAAAUUUAGCUUCCAAAUUUGAGUGCCUGAGCUGGCGCCGGGCAGCUUCCUUCGAUUCCUCCACCAUCGUAGAUUCCAGCAUCCGGCGACAGUUGGGCCAAAUCGUUCAACCGGGACGAUGCGGCCUAGGCGAUGACAAAAACGCUGAGAUAACACAUGUAAUAUCACUUAUGAAGGAAAAUUACAACAAUGUCAAAUUGUGCCCAUACAAUGGACCUCAGCCAACUGCCGGGGGGACUGAUGCUUAUCGAAGCUCAAACUACGUCACCGGAUAUACAACAUAUUGCGAUUUGAAGCUAGAGCCCGACCUGGUUCAGCUAAUGGAAACGAGUCGCGUGGAGCCGGAGCUUCGCUACUAUUGGACGGCAUGGCGCGAAAAAACGGGCCCACCGGUUAAGAACACGUUUAUGCGCUAUUUGGAUCUCGCCAAUCAGGCAGCGGAGCGUCACGGUUUCAACGAUGCCGGAGAGCAAAUGCGAUCGGUUUACGAUGAUCCGGAGUUUUAUUUCAGCGUGAAUGAUUUGUGGACCAAGGUUCAACCGCUUUACAAACAAUUGAUCACAUUUGUCCGGAAGGGCCUUGUCAGACAGUAUGGAGAAUACGUUGUUCGAAGGGACGGGCCUUUGCCGGCGCAUCUUUUGGGCAACAUGUGGGGCCAAAACUGGCGUAGUAUUCUGGACAUUGUCAAACCAGGACCAUCGGAAUUUCCCGAUGUUACCGGAGAAAUGAUCCGACAAGGCUACACACCUCUUAAAAUAUUCCAAACGGCUGAAGAAUUUUUCACAUCCAUGGGUCUACCGCCAAUGACCCCGGAGUUUUGGAGAAAUUCAAUGCUUCAGCGGACCAAUGAAGUAUACGGGCAUUGCACAGCUUCGGCGUGGGACUUUUGCAAUAAGAUUGAUUUUCGCAUCAAACAGUGCACCCAGGUGAACCUGGAAGAUUUUAUAAGUGCCCAUCACGAGAUGACUCAUAUACAGUACUACGUGCAGUACGCUAGUCAGCCGUUUCUGUACCGAGACGGCCCAAAUCCGGCGUUCCACGAAGCCUUGGCCAAUGCCGUUAAUUUAUGUGUUGGAGGUCCAACGCACCUGCAGAAACUGGGUCUUCUGAACAGUGUCGUUUCGGUUACAAACGGCAACACCAUGGUUAACAUUGAAUAUCUGCUGGGCAUCGCGCUGGACAAGCUACCCUUCAUGUCCUACAGUUUGGCUCUGGAAAAGUGGCGCUGGUAUGUAUUUGAAAAGGGACCGGUAGGCAUGAACGCCCGCUGGUGGGAGCUGCGGCUACGUUAUCAAGGCAUAAUUCCGCCGACGGGGAGAGGCUUCGAACAUUUCGAUCCCGGUUCCAAGUACCACGUUAUAUCGGAUCAGGACUACAUCAAAUACUUCGUUGCCACGGUGCUCCAGUUCCAGAUCUAUUCCGAGCUGUGCGUGGCAUCCCAUCACGUGGGACCGCUCCAUACUUGCGAUUUUUAUCGCUCCCGUGAUGCAGGCAGGAUACUCAGCGAUGCAAUGCAACAGGGUGCAUCGCUCACCUCCUCGAAGCUGAUAAAACUUUUAACCCGCGGAAAAACAUCGCGACUUUCGGCUGAACCGUUGCUGGAAUUCUUUCAACCAUUGGAAGCAUGGCUCGAGCUACAAAAUCGUGGCGAAACGGUUAUUGGCUGGAGUAGUCGGAUGGAGGAUUUUGCUUUAUUUCAACCGUUAGUUGAUCGAAAUGGCCGCAACGGAGCGAUACAAAAAUCUUGUCGAAUUGUAUUGGGUGUUAUAUUGUACGCAGUUAAUUUAAUUUUUAGGUUUGUUUGAAAACAAUUCAUUUUCUGAAAAGAUUUUAAUGUCAAUGUAAAUAAAUAAUUUAGAA
Messenger RNA from Uranotaenia lowii, 2225 nucleotides. RefSeq names its product angiotensin-converting enzyme-like. The record is from RefSeq and is a predicted model, not a curated record. Gene Ontology annotation, cellular component: plasma membrane. Gene Ontology annotation, biological process: proteolysis. Gene Ontology annotation, molecular function: metallopeptidase activity; peptidyl-dipeptidase activity. NCBI's taxonomy places the organism in Eukaryota, Metazoa, Arthropoda, Insecta, Diptera, Culicidae. The transcript has 7 exons. The coding region runs from base 101 to 2170 and encodes 689 amino acids.